Messenger RNA from Colletotrichum paranaense, 2751 nucleotides. RefSeq lists its product as uncharacterized. NCBI's taxonomy places the organism in Eukaryota, Fungi, Ascomycota, Sordariomycetes, Glomerellales, Glomerellaceae. The transcript has a single exon. Bases 1 to 2751 code for a protein of 916 amino acids. The record is from RefSeq and is a predicted model, not a curated record. Gene Ontology annotation, cellular component: membrane; cytoplasm. Gene Ontology annotation, biological process: protein folding in endoplasmic reticulum.
AUGUGGUUUCAUGGCCAAAACCCGUCGGCUAGGUCUCUUCUAAUCGUCGUCUCGGUGCUGGCACUCGGCUGUACCUCAACUUCGAGCCAGGUAUCUAGCUCAAUCGACGCCUCACCCACAAACACUCAGAUCGCCUUUUGUCAGUUCAAGACGAUCAAUUACAUCACGCACACACUUCCUCAACAGUGUCUCAAGACCAGUUGGCCAGGCGGCAGGGCUGUCAGCGAUGGUCCAACUCCGAUGAACGACAACGCAAGCUUACCUCCCGACGAUCCAACGAAAAUUACACAUAGUGCUGGGGAUACCGUGGUCGCGACCACCAACGUCUCGACACUCGACCGGACAAGCAACGAUAACACAAAUCCGUCUCCUACCGAGACCGCAACCGAUGAUGAAGUCACACCGAGGCCUUUCAUGUCCUUUGAGGAAUGGAAGGAAAUGAUGCUCCGAAAGGCAGGUCAAGACCCCUCGGAACUCAAAUCCCGGAAAACAGUCGAGCGAGCGACCGAGCAGGAUAGAGCAACCAGAAGUUCAGGUCUUGAUAGUCUCGGUAUUGACGAUGGGGAGAUCGACUUGAACUUCGAUGUUGUUUCUGAGAAAAUCAGCAACAUUGCAUCAGCACCCCAGGCCAUUCCGACAGAAGUGGCAUCUCCCGACCAACAGCAAGAGCCUGUACUUUAUGACGAUGGCAGGACGCAAUACUACCGGAGUAAGGACGCUGGAAAGACCUGCAAGGAAAGGUUCUCCUACUCGUCAUUUGAUGCUGGCGCAACAGUUCUCAAGACCAACAAAGGCGCGAAGAAUGCCAAGGCCAUCUUGGUUGAAAACAAGGAUUCAUACAUGUUACUGGAAUGCUCUGCAGGAAACAAGUUCGUAAUUGUUGAGCUCAGUGACGAUAUUCUAGUCGACACCGUUGUGCUGGCCAACUUUGAGUUCUUUUCCAGCAUGGUACGGCACUUCCGGGUUAGUGUGAGUGACAGGUAUCCUGUGAAGGUUGAUAAGUGGAAAGAUUUGGGGACAUUCGAAGCCAAGAAUUCUCGGGACAUCCAGCCCUUCCUCGUUCAAAAUCCCCUGAUCUGGGCUAAAUACGUCAGGAUAGAGUUCCUAACUCACUAUGGCAAUGAGUUCUAUUGUCCAGUCUCGUUAUUGCGUGUGCAUGGCACACGAAUGUUGGAGUCAUGGAAGGACCAAGAGACGCAGACCGAUGAAGAAGAGACGGUGGAAGAGCCUGUGGGCGAGCUGCCUAGUUCUGCCACGAACGCUGAGAUUGGAGAGAAUACAACGUUUGCAUCCCCAGAGGGGGGCUCCUUAGAGGUGGCAUCUGACACCUCGCCAGACCUGCUCAUGCCGCGCCACAUCUUUUCGCGUCUGGAUUGGGAUAACUCGACAUGCUCUCCUUUAAUGCUACUGCCGCAUUCAGAGCCAAUUCCAUCGGACCCAGAACUGCAGACUGGAGAUCGUGUAAAGCAAGGCUACCAACCAUCAACACAUGAUCGAUUUCGGGCCGGAGACUCUGCCAAACGUGUCUCUGAGGACAGAUCGGCGUUUGCCCCAGCAAACUUGACAGAUCAAGUUGACGAAACAUACAUCUCAUCAUCGGCGAAGUCUGUUCCUGUCGGUGUACACCAAAGCAGCACAUACACCGAAUCGAGGCCAGGAGGAGGAGAAAGUACGACAUUGGGCACAUCCUCAACAAAGACAGCACAGGCCACUGUCCAAUCCCGCAAUAAGCACAACUCAACAGCAGCGCCCUCGUCUCCUACAGUUCAGGAGAGUUUCUUCAAGGCCAUUAGCAAGCGCCUGCAGUACUUAGAGUCAAAUGUCUCACUGUCACUCAAGUACAUCGAGGACCAGUCUCGCUACCUUCAAGAGACCCAGAGAAUGGCCGAGAGGAGGCAGUUGUCUAGAAUAGACAUCUUCCUGGACAGUCUGAACAACACCGUACUGUCAGAACUGCGGACUGUUCGCCAGCAGUAUGAUCAGAUAUGGCAAUCUACUGUCAUUGCGCUGGAGAGUCAGCGAGAGCAGUCACAGAGGGAAACCGUCGCACUCAGCUCUCGGCUCAACAUUCUUGCCGAUGAAGUUGUGUUCCAGAAGAGGAUGGCUAUCGUACAGGCCAUUCUUCUGUUGUCAUGCCUCAUCCUCGUCAUAUUCUCCCGAGCAAUGACACAACCGAUCCUGGCUGGCUCCUUUGAUCUCGGUCGAACAUCGAAUCUGAACCAUGCCGAAUCUGGCAUCAGAUCCGAACAAGUUGCUCAGAACACAUAUACCUCCGUGUAUGACAGUUUUGGCCGGCCGUUUGACGGGGAAGGCCGUGGCGAAAGAGCCUCAACGGAGGGGGGUUCUGGAGCCUUGCAAAACUUGCAGGGCACGCCUGCAAGGCUGCUCACGCCGGCAUCAGAAGAUGGAUACAGUUGCCAAGCCUCAGAGAGCAAUCUGUGUGGCCCUGAUAGGUCUAUGAUGUCGCAAACACACCCAUUUGGUACAUUUACUGACAAUGACUCCACUGGGGAUUGCCAUGACUCAUCCGUGGAUUUUGGCGAGCAUCUUCUCCUUGAGGCAGCGGCUGGAACAUUAAAUGAUGCGGCACGGCAUGGUUGUGGAAUUUUGCCCCAAAACUCACUUCGUUCAACUAGAGUUCUUCUAGACCCCCCGCCACUGGAGAGCGACGCUGAGGCUCGUUUAGCAAAUCAACCUCUUGGGGUCGUCUCAUCUACGGUUCGCAAACCACUACCAGCUUUACCAGAGUGA